This is a messenger RNA of Dunckerocampus dactyliophorus (ringed pipefish), 3240 nucleotides long. Its product is annotated as phosphoinositide 3-kinase regulatory subunit 6. Gene Ontology annotation, molecular function: 1-phosphatidylinositol-3-kinase regulator activity. The transcript is spliced from 21 exons. NCBI's taxonomy places the organism in Eukaryota, Metazoa, Chordata, Actinopteri, Syngnathiformes, Syngnathidae. The record is from RefSeq and is a predicted model, not a curated record. Gene Ontology annotation, biological process: G protein-coupled receptor signaling pathway; positive regulation of MAP kinase activity. Gene Ontology annotation, cellular component: phosphatidylinositol 3-kinase complex, class IB. The coding region runs from base 105 to 2486 and encodes 793 amino acids.
CACACUUCCUCACCGCUGCUGCUGACUAAAAUAUAACUUGUCAAUUCAAAAUUGACGGUUGUCGUCAGCUGUGCUCAAGCAAGGUCACACAAUGUGAGCAAGCCAUGACCUGCCAGGUCCCCUGGGAUAACACAAGCCGGGUGUUCAGCAUGGAGCCGACCGCUGGCUGUUUCCCGACAGUCCCAGAGCGAGAACUGUACCGCAGCGUCCAGGCUGUUCUGCCCAGAGAAACAGACAACAUGAAUGCUACAGACUGUCUCAACAAAGGCAUGCUGAGAUGGACUCUACACAAGAAGGUUUUGAACAAUCCGGCCAACAGCUUGUCUCUGCUGUGGGUUUUGAUAGAAGAGCUGGAAAAGGCGGAGAGGUGGAACAGUUGUGACUGCAUUAUCCCUUUGCUCCACACACUCAUGUAUGCCAUCAUUCAGACAGCCUACAUCCCAGAUGAGCUCUACAAACGUGCUUAUGACUCCUGCAAGCGACUGCUGACCUACCCCCAGCCUUACUGCACCGUUGGCCUCAGCUACACCGAGCAGAUAAAAACUGAACGUUCCAUUCCAGGUCUACUCUACCAGAGGAUAAUGGUAGCAGAACAGAGACUAAAGAAUGAGCAUUAUCCCUUUCAAGAGAAGGUUUUUGUUCUGGCUGAUCCCGAGGUCUUUUCUGGCUCUCUGGCACAAGUCAUAAUGGAUGACAUUGAGGCAGCAAUGGCCCCUGUUUCAAGUCCAACAGCUCACAUGCGCAGUGUGAUCCAACACUCCAUCCAGGCUGCUUUAGGAGAGCAGUGCCAUGGAGCCAAACUGGCCAAGACACUCAAUGAUAUGGAUGUCGAGCCUUAUUUUCAGGAUGUGUUGGUGACUCUGGAGCAGUGUGUCGAAGAGGGCCCAGGCGGGGUGGGGGAAACACUGAGGAGCCGUCUUCAGCAGCUGCAAAGUGAAAUUGGUGCAGCCUCAGAGCCUGUUUCCGUUGGACCUCUUUCUGACUGCCCGCUUCCUAACCCCGAGAUGAGCUUCCACCUGUGGACAGAGGAUCUGGAUAUCUGGCGAGAGGUGGCCAAAUGGCUGCGAUCCAGCUCCACAACAGAGCAGUUCUCCCUUAGUGCGGAGCAAGAAGACCCCGAGCUGGGAGACUCACCUGGCGAACUAAUGCCAUCUGACAAGACUCGCUUCUCAGUCAUGUCCAAUGACAGCGGCAUUGAGAGAGAUCUACCCCCUGGCAGUGAUGCCUCGCCCAUGGCAUCGCUCGAUUCCAGCAAUGCUAAUGCAUCGUGGGAAGCCUGCAAAAGCGAGCAACAGUCAGCCAAGUUGUCCCGCCGUGGAGGCAUGAAGGUGAAACCGUCCGUGAAGGACAGUGUGGUGCUCAUGCAGGACACACUGGAAGGUCACAUUUGUCUGGGGACAGGAGGACUUGGGGGCAAGGAAGGAGGAAGGCGGGUCACACUGCAAAGGCGAGCAGGAAGCAAUGCAUUGCGGAACCCCUUCCCCAAGCAGCAGAGACACUUUACCGCUAGGAUUGUCGUCAUGGGGAGCGAUAGUGUAGUGGGCCGCCUGGCUAAAGCCUACUACUGCUUGAGGAAAAGGGAAGCACGGAGGCUUUUUCUUACAAUGAAAGUGAACCUGCAGUUUUACUACAUCCCUGUCUGUGCAGCGCCAACUGCUGCCUCCUCUCACAAGGAGAACCAUCAGUUAAAACAGAGUUCCUGCACACUUGGUUCCUACCUGAGCAGGGUUGACCCGUGGUACAACUGCAACAUCAACAGUUUGGGUUGCAUGAUUCCCAAACUGGCUAAAAUGCAACAAACAAACCCAGCAAGCCCAAAAGAGCCAUUUGUGUCUGACGUCAUUUCUUACUAUGUCCGUAUGGGCCAACAGCCGGUCUACUUCAACAUCUACUUUGUAAAGAUCACCUUUACAACCAUGACAAAAGAACCAGUGGAGGAUGCCUUUCUCACCCAUUUGGAGGUGGACGUUUCAGAGCUCAGACCCUCCAUGGCUCCAAUGAGAGAGAAGCAGAAGAAGAAUGUAGCGGACGUAUGCGGGGCCCUUGUCUUCAUCAAUUACAAAAAAGUGACACUAAGUGGUCGUGAUGCCGACAGAGGGAUGCCAGUCAGGACAACUGGUGUUCACGUCAGUGCUAUUCCUUCCAAUGCAACAGAAGAUCUGACUUGUUUAACACUUACCUUCAAGGAAGCGUCUGCAAAAGCUAAAACCAACAAUGCAGAAUCAAAAAUCAGGAGCAACGACAUCACGAUUUGUUCUCUAGAGAGUCGAUCAUGCCUCAGAGUUACAAUAGACAGAGAUUCAAAAAGGACCUACAACAAUGUGCAGAGUAUUGAAAUUGUGCCCUGCCUUGACCCUGGAUACUGUGUUCAGAAAAGCAUGAUGUCCAAAUUAAACCUUGACGAGGACAACGACGCCGGACUGAGCAAGUACAUGAGCAAAGGACUUCCUCUACCUGUCAACACAUUUGCUGGCAUCAUCAACUGACUUCUGCAUUACCACAUAUAUUAUAGGAGAACACCCUUAACCCUGUCUGCUUUGACAUGUGGAAACAUGAAAAACAUCACCUUGUGCGGUUUGCUAACAUUGUGGAUGCAUAAGUCAAAACUAACUGAAGGCCUAGUGCAACAAAUACAGUGCUAUUUACUUCUUUUUUAUACAUUGUGCUGAUAGUUUUAACAGAGAAUGAACUGUGCUGACCCACAUGUAAAACUGACGCAACUAAUCUGCCAUUACAGAGGAAAGUGACUAUAAAGACACAACAUGUUGGCAGUAUUCUGUUAGACAAACUUGUUUAUUGAAUUGCACACAUGCCCCAAACCAACCUCACUGUCCCAUUGUAGCUUUUCUUGUUGGAAAUGUCUCAUGUGUUUAUAUCAAAACUGUAGGACCGGUCUGAGAGCAGCUGUGUGUACAUAAGUAUACCACUCUUGACUGCAAAUUAUCAUGGAGUCAUUGGUUUUUGAGGGCCUUUUGAUGAUAGACUGACUGACUACUUGCUUAUUAUUCAUGGAAGAUGUGAUUGCAUCUCUUCACACAGCCACCUGUGUUUCAUAUAGCAUCAGAAUCAUUGCAUUAUACACUGAAAAAGCUACUCAGAAGAUUUUAUUUGUAUUUUUAAUAAAUGCUCACACCCUCAGACAAAUUUUGUUAAUCCUGCAGGGUGAAACCAUCACAAAUGUAUUUAUUCAUUAUCUGUUUUGCAUAAAAUGUUCGUGCAGUUUGUCAUGAGAAACGUAUG